GCACCGACUUGUUGCGCGCUCCGCCGGGCCCACGCCGUGGUCGGCACGCGCGCCCCAGUCGGCGGCGGACGCGUCCCAUUCGACGGAGCGGGCCGCGCGGCCGGGACUGUGCCGCCAUGUUCAAACUGGGAGGCACUCGCACCGAUGGCAACCCCAUCAAAAACCUGUACGAGAUGGGGAAGCAGGUGGCCACCGGAGGCCCAGAGGGCGCCUGGAGAGUCUACGAGGGCCACCGCAAAAACGACGGCAAGGAGGUGUCGAUAUUCGUGUUCGAGAAGAAGAUUGCCGAGAAGGUGUACAAGCCCAAGCGGCGGGAGACGGUGACGGAGCUGCUGCGCGCCGGCGUCAAGCAGCUGGAGCGUCUGCGACACCCGCGGAUCCUGCAGGUGAUACACCCGGUGGAAGAGUGCGCCGAGACGCUGUCGUUCGCCUCGGAGCCGGUUCUCGCCUGUCUGGCCAACGUCCUGACCGCGCCGCCAGCCGACGGCGAGAAGACUGACACUGACAAACAGGGCUUCUCCAGAGACUACACCUUCCUCGACGUAGAGCUCAAAUACGGCAUACUGCAG
Amphibalanus amphitrite is the source of this 569-nucleotide messenger RNA. Its product is annotated as SCY1-like protein 2. NCBI's taxonomy places the organism in Eukaryota, Metazoa, Arthropoda, Thecostraca, Balanomorpha, Balanidae. The transcript has 3 exons. The annotation marks the transcript as partial. The record is from RefSeq and is a predicted model, not a curated record.